CUCGCUGACGAAACUCUUAGUUAAAUUUAAAUAGUUGUCGUGUUCAGUUCGUAGCUUGGAUUGUGCGCGUUUUUUGCUGCAGCAACGAUUCUACAAAAAUAUUUUUAACGUAGACGCGCGCUCACAAAUACAUUGGCAAACCCCGCGUAAGCCGCCGCGUCUUAGCAAACAAAUACAAGUGCCGCUCGCCCGCACGCCGCGCGUAUUUUAGUUGUUGUUGCUGCUGUAAAAAAUGCUGCUACGCUGUGGGAUAGGAGCAGCGCUGCUGCUGCUCUGCUGCUUUGCAACGAAUGCAGCUGCCGCAGAGCUGGCUGACAAGUUGCGCGAUGAUUCGGAACUUUCGCAGAGCACAUCCUUCAAGCGCAUUAUGCCGGCUAGGUUCUAUAGCCUGCUGGAGCAGAAUCCUGUGGCCAACUCGACGCUCUCGCUGCGCUCCUGCACGAUCUUUGUGCCCACAAAUGAAGCCUUCCAGCGCCACAAAGGCCCCACACAUGUGCUCUACCACAUUACCACCGCUGCGUUCAACAAAGAUCAGCUGCAGAAGACCAUGACAUCGGACAUGGAUGGCAAUCCGCCGUUGUAUAUAACUAAAAAUCGCAAUGGCGAUAUUUAUGUGAACAAUGCGCGCAUUAUUCCCUCACUAAGCGUGGAGCUGACCAAUGCUGCGGGCAGGCGACAGGUUAUGCAUGUCAUCGAUGAGGUGCUGGAGCCGCUGACUGCGUCGCAAUCCGCCAAGGCUGAUGUCAACAAUCUGGAUGCAAUGCAGUUCAUGCAGCAGGCAGAUCAUCUGAACGUUGGUGAGAACAAUCGUCUGCGCACCUAUCGCUCGCAGGUGUCGCUGAUGAAGAAGGAAUCGCUGUACCAAGCGCCUGGCACACACACGUUCCUUGUGCCUGUGGAUGAAGGCUUCAAGCUCUCGACACGCAGCAGCUUAGUUGAUGCCAAGGUCAUUGAUGGCCAUGUUAUACCCAACACUGUCAUAUUCACUGCCGCCUCGCAGCACGAUGAGCCCAAGACUUCGGCUGCUUUUGAGGACCAGCUCAAGGUUACCGUCAGUUUCUUUAAACAAAAGGAUGGCAAAAUGUAUGUCAAGUCCAAUACAAUCAUAGGCGAUGCCAAGCAUCCAACGGGCGUGGUCUUAGCCGAAAUUGUUAAGGCCAACAUUCCAGUUAAAAAUGGCGUUGUGCACUUGAUUCAUCGUCCGCUUAUGAUUAUCGAUACGACCGUCACACAGUUCCUACAGAAAAAUUUUGGGUGUAAUUCGUUCAAGUUCCUGAACGACAACGGCGAGAACGGCGCACUGCGUAAAUUCUAUGAGGUUAUUAUGGAUGCUGGCGGCGCUGUGCUUGAAGGCAUUAACAAUCUGUCCGAAGUGACUAUAUUGGCACCCAGCAAUGAGGCUUGGAAUGUGAGCUCCAUCGACAACAUUAUCAGAGAUCGCAAGCGCAUGACUGAUAUACUCAACAUGCAUAUUAUCAAGGAUCGUCUAAACGUUGACAAAAUUAGACAAAAGAAUGCAAAUAUGAUUGCUCAGGUGCCCACAGUUAACAAUCGCACCUUUUUGUAUUUCAACAUUAAAGGCGAAGGCGGCGAUGCUGUUGUCACUGUUGAGGGUGGUGGCGUCAACGCCACUGUAAUGCAGGCUGAUGUGGCUCAAACUAACGGCUAUGUGCAUAUUAUUGAUCGCGUUUUGGGCGUACCGCACACCACUGUGCUGGGCAAGCUGGAAACUGAUCCGAUGAUGAGCGAUACCUUCAAGAUGGGACAGUUCUCGCAUUUUACCGAUCAACUGAACAACACGCAGCGUCGUUACACCUUCUUCGUGCCCCGCGACAAGGGCUGGCAAAAGACCGAACUGGACUAUCCCUCGGCGCAUAAGAAGCUCUUCAUGCGUGACUUUGCCUAUCACUCCAAGAGCAUUUUGGAACGUCAUUUGGUUAUUGCGGAUCAUGUUUAUACCAUGAAGGAUCUGGCGCAAAUGUCGCUUACCACCGAUCAAGUGGUGCUGCCCACAUUCCGUGACUCGCUUAAGAUCAAGGUCGAGGAGGAGGCUGGACAUCUACAUGAUGAGUCUGCUAGUCAUGAAUGGACUGGCUAUGUGCUCACCUGGAACUACAAGAAGAUCAAUGUCUAUAGGCCGGAUGUGGAGUGCACCAAUGGCAUAAUACAUGUCAUCGAUUAUCCGCUGCUGGAAGAGAAAGACGUGGUCGUAAGCGGAGGUAGCUAUUUGCCCGAAUCAAGCAUUUGCAUCUUGUUGGCCAACCUCAUAAUGAUAACCGUAGCAAAGUUCUUGAACUAAACACAUUAAUCAUUAUGUAAAAAGAAAAAACCAGACAACAAACGAUACACAGCCAACACAGUCGCAAUCAAAAGAAUGAAAACAUAAAAACAGCAACAGCAACAACAACAACAGCGAAUAAGCAACAACAAAAACAACAGCAAUGAAUAAUCAAAUUGAAUAACCAAAAUGAAAUUAAGGAUUUCAUAUGUUUAGCACAUGUUGUUGUUACACACACACACACACACACACAUAUGUACAUUGUACAUUCAUACAUAAUACAUGAUGAACUUUAAACUGUAUUUUAUACAUAUGUGUCACGCCCACUCUCACACACACACACACAUACCGAACAUAUAAUAAUUUUCAUUGCUUUGUAUGAAUCUCGUGGUGUACAUUGGAAGAACACGUUUUACCCUACCAUGGCCUUAUGUAUGAUAUGAAUUAUACAAUUACGUUUAUAAUUACAAUUUAAGUUCAUUUAGGUUUUAUUUCAUUUAGUUUCGUUCUUAAGUGUAUAUUUUUUGUCAUGUUUAGUUAAUAUUGUACGUAUUUAUGAUUUGUAAAAUGUUUAAAACUAAGUAGAAUGCAUUUGUCCAAGCAAGCUAAAGCAAUAAGCACACACACACACACAAUUACAACAUGGAUACAUAAAUGCCACAGACAUGUAAUGAAAGUCAUCAAUACCUUUUAAACUAUGUGAAAAUUUUAAAUAGUAAACCCGAAAUGUUUUUAUUUUUAACUAAAUAAGUUUAACAAAACGCAAAAAUAACAUGCAUAAUAUUACAAAUUUAAGCAGCAUUCUUGUCUAUCUAGGUUAAAUAUGUAUGCCUACAAAUAAAACAAAAAAUCAAAACAAAUUAGCUACGAACAAAAUUCGCCUACUAACAAACAGACAUCAGUAGAUGUAAAAAACCCCAUACUGCACUCCAGUUUGUAAUUUCGUUAAAUACCGCUAUGCAUGUUAGCGCCUCCCCCGCUCUCCAACAAACACACUUAAACAUGAUCAACUAUAUACGAUCGUACAUAUACUACUAUAUACUACAUGCAAUGGCAACUGCAAGUUCAACUUCAUACAACACCAGCAAACAAACAAACAAACAAAAAACUUUACUAUACGAAACACACUAGUUCUCGUGGGUACUGUACAUGAUUUUGAUACAACAUUUUCACAUAUUUGUGCAUAUUUUUGCUUGUGCUUUGAAUAGGCCUUGCCUGCCAAACAGCAGUUGUAUUUUCAACUUUGUAUGUAGUUAUCAUAAACAAACAUGAAAAACGAUUAAAAACUAACUAGUUUAUUUUGUAGUCUGUUAUGGGCAGUAUCAAAAUAACUUGGCUAAGAACUUGGCCAAAACCCGAGCGCUAACUUUAAACAACUCUCUUUCUAUUUUCUCUAUCUCUCCCACAUAUAUAAUGCUACAUAUGUAUAUUUAUAGGUUAGACAUUGUAACUAGCGUGUGUGUGUCCUUCCUACCAAACAGCUCGACAUAUGUUCUAUCGCAUAUACAUAAACC
Drosophila busckii is the source of this 3792-nucleotide messenger RNA. It is a transcript of the gene Fas1, whose product is annotated as fasciclin-1. Gene Ontology annotation, molecular function: cell adhesion molecule binding. Gene Ontology annotation, cellular component: extracellular matrix. Bases 233 to 2299 code for a protein of 688 amino acids. The transcript is spliced from 18 exons. Lineage: Eukaryota; Metazoa; Arthropoda; Insecta; Diptera; Drosophilidae. The record is from RefSeq and is a predicted model, not a curated record. Gene Ontology annotation, biological process: extracellular matrix organization; cell adhesion.